CUAAAAAUAUUUGUUAUCAGAAAAAAUAGAGCUUUCUGUCAAGCGUGGAGUUGUUUUGUACGCGAAAAUUGAGAAUAUAUAACGAUAUAUACUUGUAAAAAAAGCUUGUAAAUAAUGGCUGAUGAUUUCGACGGAGACGAGGUUGCGGAUGAUUUUGAUGAUGUAGAUGACGAGGACAAUAUCGAAUUAGAACCCCAGGAAGAUGAUGGUGAAAAUAUCGAAUUGAUGAAUGCUAAUGAAGCUACCGCUGGUGUUCAAAAAUCAAAAAGGAUAACAACAAGAUAUAUGACAAAAUACGAAAGGGCAAGAGUUUUAGGCACAAGAGCACUUCAAAUUGCAAUGUGCGCUCCUGUAAUGGUAGAAUUAGAAGGGGAAACUGAUCCACUGCAAAUUGCGAUGAAGGAGUUAAAGCAGAGAAAAAUUCCCAUAAUCAUACGUCGUUAUCUGCCUGAUAACAGUUAUGAAGAUUGGGGCAUUGAUGAACUUAUUAUAAUAGAUCAUUAAUAUCAGUGUAAAAUGUAUAUAAAAUUAGAUUUACUUUAUUAUCAAUACAA
This is a messenger RNA of Nylanderia fulva, 554 nucleotides long. RefSeq names its product RNA polymerase II subunit RpII18 (gene RpII18). The record is from RefSeq and is a predicted model, not a curated record. Lineage: Eukaryota; Metazoa; Arthropoda; Insecta; Hymenoptera; Formicidae. Gene Ontology annotation, molecular function: DNA binding. Gene Ontology annotation, cellular component: nucleus; RNA polymerase II, core complex; RNA polymerase I complex. Gene Ontology annotation, biological process: tRNA transcription by RNA polymerase III; transcription by RNA polymerase I; transcription by RNA polymerase II.